AUGUCAUCUCAUUCAGUCUCUGUUUAUCUAUCUAUCUAUCUAUCUAUCUAUCUCUCUAUCUAUAACAUAUUCAUUUGUCUCUCCCCUCUCUCUCUCUCUCUCUUAUCUAUCUCUCUAUCUAUCUCAACUCUCUCCCUCUCCUCUCAUUUGUCUCUCUCCUCUCUCUCUCUCUCUCUCUAUCUAUCUAUCUAUAACAGACACAUUUGUCCUCUCUCUCUCUCUGUUUGCCUAUCUAUCUAUCUAUCUAUCUAUCUAUCUAUCUAUCUAUCUAUCUAUCUAAACAGACAUUCAUUUGUCUCUCUCCCUCUCUCUCUCUCUCUGCCAGUGAAUAAUGUAUCCUCAGUCAGUCCAUGUUUAUCUAUCUAUCUAUCUAUCUAUCUAUCUAUCUAUCUAUCUAUCUAUCUAACAGACAUUCAUUUGUCUCUCUCCCUCUCUCUCUCUCUCUGCCUCCUAGAACGUAAUGUAUCCUCAGUCAGUCCAUGUUUAUCUAUCUAUCUAUCUAUCUAUCUAUCUAUCUAUCUAACAGACAUUCAUUUGUCUCUCUCUCUCUCUCUCUCUCUGCCGAGUGAACGUAAUGUAUCCUCAGUCAGUCCAUGUUUAUCUAUCUAUCUAUCUAUCUAUCUAUCUAUCUAUCUAUCUAUCUAUCUAUCUAUAGACAUUCAUUUGUCUCUCUCCCUCUCUCUCUCUCUGCCUAGUGAACGUAAUGUAUCCUCAGUCAGUCCAUGUUUAUCUAUCUAUCUAUCUAUCUAUCUAUCUAUCUAUCUAUCUAUCUAUAACAGACAUUCAUUUGUCUCUCUCCCUCUCUCUCUCUCUCUGCCUCUCUGA
Molecule: messenger RNA, 825 nt
Organism: Acanthosepion pharaonis
Lineage: Eukaryota; Metazoa; Mollusca; Cephalopoda; Sepiida; Sepiidae
Source: the annotation of a GenBank genome assembly